UGACUCUAGUAGAUUUUGACAAAAGUCUAAAACUCCAAGUAUUCUAUGCCUGUUUGGCAAAGCCUGUCCCUUGCAACACAGCCAAGCUGCACUAUGGACACUGAAAACCCUAAAAGUGACAUCAACACUGGCCUCGAAGUGCUGUGAGGAACUGAGGAAGUUAGUGACCAGGAAUAGAUUGACUAUAUACUGGGUGCUAGGUAUCAUGGGCAGAGAAAGAGCUGACCAGUGUGCCGGAUGCGGAUCCCUAACUGUAUACAUAGGUCCUGUAUACAUGGUGGGGAUACCAAAAUCUUUGGACGCUUUGGUAUUUGCUGGUCGUGAACUAGAAUUGCAGUUCCGGAUGUCAAGGCAGCUCACAGACUUUAUGGCGACACUGCACAAAAAUGGCGUAGAAGAGAAACGGCUGUCCAAGUUCGUCUCGCACACCAUUCUAGACGAUAUAGUCACGUUUAAUAUCAGCUUUCCGGAAGAGGGACAAUACGGGCUGGAUAUUUACACUAGGGAAAUGGCUUCGGUAUUGGAUACGACAGGGGAAAAGCAUCUUCUCACACACUGUUGCAAAUAUUUAAUAAAUUCGUCCAAGAGGAAUUAGCUGUAGGGAGGUAUCGAGGCGGAUUCAAAGCGGGUUGGUUCUGGUGCACAGUUUGUAUAACGAAGAGUUCAUCUGAGGAAAAACGUCUGCGAAAACUAAUGCAGCAACGUUUGGAAUUUCACCAGACUAUAUUAAUUUUGAGGUUAUCUGAAGCAGUACUCAACAUGAUUUUUAUAUCAAAACGAUUUACUGGGAAGAAAAAACAACUGUUCGAGAUAUUAUGGCCGUGAAUUCGUAUCAAAUUAAUUUUUUUUCGGGGGUUAAAAUGUUUGAAUGUUUUCUAGGGAAAAUUGCGUCACCGUUUUCUUGAUUUUAUCAUUCUUAAGUGAUGCAAAAAGUUCACUGAUAUUCAAGAUUAAUAGUUUUUUUUGCCUUCUUUGCUUUCUUUAGAGCCAAAUCUUCCCAUUUAGUCCAUCGUAUGACUGCUCUUUCAUCUCGGGUGUCCAUACAUCGUGCAUGGUAAUAAAUUGGUAUACAAUAUUUUCGGAUUUCGUAUUAUAUUUCCUCUAGUGUUUGGGUCUGGAUUGUAGAUUUACAAGUAAGUGAUUUUUCAAGAGGUAUAGGAUUUGAUUUUCAAAAAAACACAAGAAAUUUAAAAAAAUUGAUGAAAUCUUUAUUACAAUCGAUG
Molecule: messenger RNA, 1223 nt
Organism: Leptinotarsa decemlineata (Colorado potato beetle)
Lineage: Eukaryota; Metazoa; Arthropoda; Insecta; Coleoptera; Chrysomelidae
Gene: Hil
Product: peptidase hillarin
Source: RefSeq, a predicted model, not a curated record